GUCGCUUGAAAGAGGUCGUAUUUUCGCAAAGUUUUUCUUAAAAUGCCGCCGGUUCGGAAAUAUCGCGUUCGCGACUGCAGCAGCUCCAACGCCCAGACUAGGAUGUUCGCCUUCCCCCAGGAUCCUCAUCUGGCCAAGAAGUGGAAGGACAACAUUGGAGUCACCCCUGCUGAUGGCCACUUUGCGUUCACCAACGCCUUCAUAUGCGAGCACCAUUUCGAGGAGGAGGCAGUAGGACCGAAGCUGCUGAAGAGGAAUGCGGUGCCCACUCUGCAUCUGGGCGCUGAUGCCAGGGGAUGCCCGUUUUGUAACCUUCCACUCAGCGUGAACCAUCUUUUGUCAUCCUGCUCCACACUCCAAUCCCAGAGACAUCAUUACUUUAAAAAUGCGGAUCCUAUUCAGUUGUUAAAAGAUCCCACAGAUGAUAACAUAACAAGGAUAUACAAAUACCUAAAAGAUUCCGACCUGCUUCGUCGUAUCUAAUAUUUUAUGCCACAUUCCAGCCGAAAGCCUGCGAUGCUAGUGCUGCGUUAGUUUGUAAGUUUAUAUGAUAAUUGAAUUGUUAUGUAAACUCUUAUAAAAAUAAAAAUAAAAAUACGCAAGUACUUACAGUACUACAAGUAU
This is a messenger RNA of Rhagoletis pomonella (apple maggot), 624 nucleotides long. RefSeq lists its product as uncharacterized. The record is from RefSeq and is a predicted model, not a curated record. The transcript is spliced from 2 exons. NCBI's taxonomy places the organism in Eukaryota, Metazoa, Arthropoda, Insecta, Diptera, Tephritidae. The coding region runs from base 43 to 483 and encodes 146 amino acids.